GACUGCCGCCGGCCGCCCCCCUGCAGCCGCGGCAGGGUCUCGGGCGAGGGGCCGGCUCGGCUGCGCCGCUGGAAAGCAUUUGGUGCUUCUCGUUCGGGGCGGCGGUGAUAACGCUUCCGGCGCUUCCUGCCCCGGCUGUUCCUCCUGUGCAGAGAUGGAGGCUUUCACCUUGGAAUUACUGCCUGCAGCUCAUGCUUUAUGUGUUGGAUCUUUAUCUUUGGAGGGGUUUUGAGAAUACUUGUUGUCUAGAGACCUUGCUUGGAAAGCAGACUUGGACUAAAGUAGCAUUAAGAAAUGUACCUUUAAAACCGGGAAGGAGUCUUAUGGAUUGGAUUCGGCUAACUAAAAGUGGGAAGGACUUGACUGGUUUGAAGGGGAGGCUGAUUGAAGUUACUGAAGAUGAGCUCUCUAAACACAACAAAAAGGAGGACUGCUGGAUAUGUAUAAGAGGAUUUGUAUAUAAUGUCACACCAUACAUGGAAUACCAUCCGGGUGGUGAGGAUGAACUAAUGAAAGCAGCAGGAACUGAUGGCACAGAUCUCUUUGAUCAGGUUCAUCGUUGGGUCAAUUACGAAUCAAUGCUGAAAGAAUGUCUUGUUGGGAGGAUGGCUGUCAAGCCCAUUGCUGCUCUGAAAGAGAUUUCUUCUGCUGUAUCUGAAGACAAGAAACAGCUUAAUGGUGUGCUUCCUGAGAAGAGAGUACUGGCUUCUUCUGCUAAAGAUUUAAGUCCGAGUUACGACUGGUUCCAAACAGAUAGUUUGAUCACAAUUGUCAUAUAUACUAAGCAGAAGGACAUGAAUGCAGACUUGGUUAUAGUUGACUGUCAAGACAAGCAAUUAAGAGUAGAAAUCAUCAUGGAUGACCACUCAUAUCUUGUAGAAGUUGACUUGGACCAUGCAGUUUCAGAAGAUGUGGCUGUAAAUAUUGCUGAAAAAGUAGGGAAAGUAGAGAUUAUCUUAAAUAAAAAGGAUAACAUUCAAUGGAAAAUGCUGGGACAGCCCCGUGAGGGUCAUAAUACUUUUAUCAAACGCACAGACAGAGGACUGUUCUACAGAAAAUGCAAGUUGGUUUCUAAGACAGAAGUUACCCAUGACACCAAACUCUUCUGCCUAAUGUUGCCUAAGGGAACACAUCUCCGUGUUCCUACUGGACAACAUAUUUACCUCAAGCACAUCAUUGCAGGGACAGAGGUAGUAAAACCAUACACACCUGUGUUGCCUUUUUUGCCACUGGAUUUCCAAGAACCACCUUGCCAUGAUGGUGUGCAUCUAUAUUUAAUGAUUAAAAUUUAUUCCCAUGGACUGUUCACACAGGCACUUGACCACCUACAAAUUGGAGACUGUAUUUCUGUCAGCAAUCCUGAAGGCAACUUCAAGAAGUCACAAGUUCAAACUUCAGAAGAUCUCCUUUUAUUGGCAGGGGGAACAGGUUUCACACCAAUGGUUAAGCUGCUGAAUUUUGCUCUGACUGAAGUUAGCUGUCUCAGGACAGUGAAACUGAUCUUCUUCAACAAAACUGAGGAUGACAUACUCUGGAGAAACCAGCUAGAGCAAUUAGCUCUUAAAGAUGAAAGCAGGUUUGAGGUUCAAUUCAUUCUUUCACAACCAUCAGAAGAUUGGGUAGGUAAACAGGGGAAGAUUUCUCCAUCUCUUCUAUCUGAGUUUGUGAAAAGAAGUAGAAGAGACUCCAAAGUGCUUAUCUGCAUCUGUGGUCCAACACCUUUUACAGAACAAGGAGUACAAUAUCUGAAGGACCUUGGAUACUCCCAAGAAGAGAUACAUGCUUUUACUGCAUAAACCCAUAGGAGGAUAUCAUUGUUUGUAUAAUUCAGUGUUAUUUAUUUGUCUUCAUGAAUUUAAAUACGUGAGAAAUGAUUUUGUAAGACUUGAAAUUUCACUCUUGGUACCAAACUGUUUCUUGGAAGAAGCAUAUCUUGGAAAAGAAGUUUUAUACUGUGUUUUAUCUUCUUUUUGUAAAUAUUUUUGCUAAUAUUUAAGUCGCCCAGGGUAUUAAUUUAUUGUAGAGGCAAGCAAAAAAGUGUAGUAUACAUUAUGUCCGAUGUUUAAUGUUGCUGGUUCAUGAGAAUUCUGAAAUUUGCAACAAGCUCUGAUAAAGGUUUUGACUUGAUAAAACUUAUUAUUUCUUACUGUAAAAGUCCAAAGAGCAAUACUGUCUGAAAUUAAAUACUGCACUGUAACUCAGGUAAUCAGUCAUUGAAAAAUUUUCCUUUUCAUCUGAUGUCUGUAUUUGACUUGCAAGUGAUCCAGAUACAUUUCUGGCUUUGUAAACAAAGAAGAAAAGUACCUUUGGUAAAACAUAAAAUUUACAUCAAAUAAUAAAAAAUAAUAAUUUUACAUUA
Molecule: messenger RNA, 2359 nt
Organism: Onychostruthus taczanowskii (white-rumped snowfinch)
Lineage: Eukaryota; Metazoa; Chordata; Aves; Passeriformes; Passeridae
Product: cytochrome b5 reductase 4
Exons: 16
Coding region: 192-1796 (534 amino acids)
Biological process (GO): generation of precursor metabolites and energy; superoxide metabolic process
Cellular component (GO): endoplasmic reticulum
Molecular function (GO): oxidoreductase activity; heme binding
Source: RefSeq, a predicted model, not a curated record